This is a messenger RNA of Exophiala mesophila, 2514 nucleotides long. RefSeq lists its product as uncharacterized. Lineage: Eukaryota; Fungi; Ascomycota; Eurotiomycetes; Chaetothyriales; Herpotrichiellaceae. Gene Ontology annotation, cellular component: microtubule; membrane; cytoplasm. The transcript is spliced from 2 exons. The record is from RefSeq and is a predicted model, not a curated record. Gene Ontology annotation, molecular function: microtubule binding; GTPase activity; GTP binding. The coding region runs from base 1 to 2151 and encodes 716 amino acids.
AUGGGAGAUGCGGGCAAGAUCAAACUGCCUCAUGUCGGCCUACAAACCGCAGAACAUGAGGAGAUUCUAAACAUCAUUGAUACCCUACGCUCGCAUGGUAUCAGUCGCUACGUCGAUCUCCCGCAACUGGUUGUAUGUGGUGACCAGAGCUCUGGCAAGUCCUCAGUCCUCGAAGCCAUUUCAGGCCUGCGUUUUCCCACCAAGGACAACCUCUGCACCCGCUUUGCCACGGAACUCAUCUUGAGACGCGGCCAGACCCCCACCAUCUCCGUCAGCAUCACCCCCGGUGACGAUUGCACUGAAAAAGAGGCGGAGGCGCUGCAGGCUUUCAAGCCUCCAUCUACCUGUAUCGAUGACUUCUCAACCAUUGUCCAAGCGGCCGAAAAGGCAAUGGGACUGGACGGUGGCGUCAAAAAGUUUUCCAACGACGUACUGAGAGUCGAGUUGUGUGGGCCUGACCAACCCCACCUCACCCUCGUCGAUCUCCCUGGCAUUUUCUGGGCUGGUGACAAGUUGCAAUCAGAUGACGAUGCAUCCAUUGUGCGCUCCAUGGUCGAGUCGUACAUGAAGAAAUCUAGAAGCAUCAUCUUGGCUGUUGUAUCCGCCAAGAGUGAUCUAGCUAUGCAGGUCGUCACCAAACUCGCACGAGAGAUUGAUCCGGCAGGCAACCGUACCUUGGGUAUCAUCACAAAACCAGACACUCUGUACGCUGGAUCCGACAGUGAAGUCGCCUUUGUCAAACUGGCCAAAAACGAAAACAUUCCCUUCAAGCUAGGCUGGCAUGUUCUAAAGAACCGUGAUUACGACACCAAGGAUGCUACUACUGCAGAACGUGACCAGUCGGAGCGAACGUUCUUUGAGGACAGAAUUUGGUCCACAGCCGUUCCUCUUUCUCAACUCGGAAUCUCUAAUCUUCGACCACGGCUUAGCAACGUUCUCCUCAACCAGAUCUUGCGCGAACUGCCAAAUCUCACGUCCGAUGUCCAGAAAGGCAUCGAACGCUCUAAACUCCAGCUUGAAGCCAUCGGCGGCCCCAGAAGUAGCCUGUCUGAGCAACGAACCUAUCUCCUACAAGCGAGUCGAACAUUUGAGACCCUCAUGACUGAUGCUGUACACGGAAGAUACACCAAUGCCUUCUUUGGCGAUGCCGAGACCAACCAGGGAUAUUCGAAGCGACUCCGAUCUGUCGUUCAAGCUGCUAUGAAGGCAUUCGCCGAAAGAAUGCGAAAGGAUGGACAUGCCGUCUGUCUCACCGAGACUGACCCUUCUCCUUCGGCAUGCAAUCAAUCAGAGGUAAAACCAAAUCCUAUGAGCCGAUCCGAAUUCUUAUCACAAGUCGAACGCAAGAUGGCUCGCAAUCGCGGCUCUGAACUUCCAGGUCUGUUUAAUCCCGAUAUUAUUGCAGAUCUCUUUGGCGACCAAUCCAAACCCUGGCAACGCAUCUUGAAUGACAGUCUCCUCGAUCUCCAGAAGGCAGCAGAGUCCACCAUCAGCCUAGUACUCCAAGCAGCUACCGACAAGGUGACAUUCGACGCCAUCUUAGGUCAUAUUAUUCGGCCUAGAUUUGAACUCGUCAAGGCACAACUCGUUUCUAAAGUCGAAGAAGUCCUAGAACCUCACCUCAGUCGCCGUCUUUCGACUUACAACCACUACUUCACAGACAACCUGCAGAAGAAAAGACAGGAAGGUGCCAAAAAGGUCAUUGCGGCGAGGCUCAAAAGUCACUUUGGUGGCUCAGAAGGUGUGUGGUACGGAAAUUCGGUCGACUUGACGGAUCUUCUUAAUACCCUCACUCUCGACACAGAGGUCGACAUGAGUCGCUUUGCCGCCAUCGAGGCCACCAACGCUAUGGAAGCAUAUUACCAAGUCGCUCUCAAGAAUGUCAUUGAUGCCUACAGUAUCUAUGCCGUCGAAACAAGCUUCUUGCUCAGACUAACCGACAUCUUUACCCCAACCGUCGUCUACGAAUUGGGCGACGACUUUAUCACUAAGAUCGCUGCCGAGUCGUCAGAGACCACAGCCGAGCGCACCAACGUGAAUAGGAAGCUCAAAGUGCUAGAGCAGACAAUGAGCAGUUUGCAGCGUCUCAGACCGAUGAAUAUCUUGACUUUGGAGAGUUUGGACGACUCAAAGACUGGCAGUGAAGGAUAGUACCCAAUCCUGUCGUUGAGCCCAGCAAAAGGAAGGAUGAUGAUGACUCCGAAGAAUACAACUCAAAAGAAGAAUAAGACUCCGAAGAAGGAUCUGUUCGGAGAAGACGACGAUGACUCUGAAGAAGACGACGCUCCGGCUCCGAAAAGACUUCGACGCUGAAGAAGAAUACCAAGGCGAGAGUGACAAGGAGCCUUGAGAAGAUGGCUUGUCGGUAUCAACGCCGCUGGAUAUUGCCAGGUUACACUCAGACUGUCCAGAUGGGAUGAUGGUCCAAAUCAGAGAGACGUCACUUGGUGAUUCAACACCAAUUGGUACCGUUGCAAGAAUGACAGUUGAAUAACGAAUAAAAGCCAAUCGUGC